Messenger RNA from Cynocephalus volans (Philippine flying lemur), 4419 nucleotides. RefSeq names its product tripartite motif-containing protein 75-like. Gene Ontology annotation, biological process: positive regulation of GTPase activity; Ras protein signal transduction; protein ubiquitination. Bases 2603 to 3952 code for a protein of 449 amino acids. Lineage: Eukaryota; Metazoa; Chordata; Mammalia; Dermoptera; Cynocephalidae. Gene Ontology annotation, cellular component: plasma membrane; cytoplasm. The transcript is spliced from 10 exons. Gene Ontology annotation, molecular function: zinc ion binding; ubiquitin protein ligase activity; protein binding. The record is from RefSeq and is a predicted model, not a curated record.
GGAGACGCGGUCGCGUGAGAGGACGAGGCGAUUUGAAGACACGCUCCGGGAGCGACAGGCUGCGGCCGGCGGCGCACGCUGUCGCUCGUUGGGCUUCUGCUCGCACGCUCUUCCCCUCGGCCUCCGCGCCCGGCCCCGGCAGGGCCUUCAGCAUUCAAGAAUGACCAAAAAAAGAAAAUGCCAAGAUGAUUUCCAAAAAGUAAAACUAGGGCCGGCCCGUGGCUCACUCGGGAGAGUGUGGUGCUGAGAACACCAAGGCCCCGGGAUCGGAUCCCAUAUACGGAUGGCCGGUUCGCUCACUGGCUGAGCGUGGUGCUCACAACACCGAGUCAAGGGUUGAGAUCCCCUUACCGGUCAUCUUUAAAAAAACAAAAAACAAAAAACAAAAAAAACAAAAAAAACAACAAAAAAAAGUAAAACUAAAAGUUGGUAAAAAGAAGCCCAAGAUAGAAAAUGCUAUUGCAACAAACUAAAACAAAGACGAUACAUCUGCCUGAGCAACUCAAAGAGGAUGGAACACUUCCAACAAACAAUAGAAAACUUAACAUAAAGGAUUUGCUGUCAUAGAUGCAUCACUACAAUGCUGGGGUUAAACAAAGUGCUCUUCUUGCACUUAAAGACCUUUUGUCUCAGUACCCAUUUAUAAUUGAUGCACACCUUUCAAACUGACUGCUGUGUUUACAGAUAAAGAUGCUAAUGUACGAUUAGCAGCAGUUCAGCUUCUUCAAUUCCUGGCCCCCAAAAUACGAGCUGAACAAAUUUCUCCAUUUUUUCCUUUGGUAAGUGCCCAUCUCUCUAGUGCCAUGACUCACAUUACUGAAGGAAUUCAGGAGGACUCUUUAAAACUUUUGGACAUUCUACUGGAACAGUACCCAGCUCUAAUUACUGGCCAUAGCAGUAUAUUGCUUAAGAAUUUUGUAGAACUUAUUUCUCAUCAGCAGCUGUCCAAAGGACUGGUAAAUAGAGACAGAUUCCAGUCCUGGAUACUUUCUGUAAAUCCUAAUCGGAGACUCACUUCUCAGCAAUGGAGGCUGAAAGUCUUAGUGAGACUCAGUAAAUUCCUUCAGGCCUUGGCAGAUGGAUCCAGUAGUUUGAGAGAAAGUGAAGGACUUCAGGAACAAAAAGAAAAUCCCCAUGCCACUAGCAACUCCAUUUUUAUCAACUGGAAGGAACAUGCCAACGACCAGCAACACAUCCAGGUUUAUGAAAAUGGGGAUUCACAGCCAAAUGUCAGUUCACAGUUCAGGCUACGGUACCUGGUUGGAGGAGGCAGUGUGGAUGAAGGCCUGUCAUCUACAGAAAACCUGAAAGGAUUUAUUGAGAUAAUAAUUCCAUUGUUAAUUGAGUGCUGGAUUGAAGCUGUGCCUCCACAACUAUCUGCUUCUGUUGGAAAUGGUAUAGAACGAGAACCUCUACAGGUUAUGCAGCAAGUUCUUAACAUUAUUUCCCUUCUGUGGAAACUCUCUAAACAACAUGAUGAAACCCAUAAAUUGGAAUCAUGGCUUUGAAAGAAUUACCUCAGUGAUUUUGAACACCAUUUUAUGAGCCAUUUUCCAUAUGCCUUAAAAGAAAUAACCAAGCACAGAAGGAAAGAGACAAAUAAAAGUGCCUCAGCUUUGACGAAGGAUUCCAGUUGGAUAGAAACGAUAAGGAAAUUUGUGACAGAGACCCUUGAAGAUGGUUUUAGGCUCAGUAGUAAGCAGCUGAACAGAUUGCUUGGUGUAUCAUGGAGGUUAAUGCAGAUACAACCAAACAGAGUGCAAUCGUUUCAAUCCUGAGGGCCUGGCUUGACCAACGCGUGGAGGACUUCCGAGAACCCCCUCACUUCCCGUGCUUACAGAAGCUGCUGGAUUAUCUCAAACGGAUGAUGCCAGGCUCUGACCCAGAGCGAAGAGCACAAAACCUUCUUGAGCAGUUUCAGAAGCAAGAAGUGGAAACUGACAGUGGGCUUCCCAACACCAUCUCCUUCAGCCUGGAAGAGGAGGAGGAGCUGGAGGGCAGAGGGUCAGCAGAAUUCACGUGCUUCUCAGAGGACCUCGUGGCCGAGGAGCUGACCUACAUGGACGCGCAACUGUUCAAGAAAGUAGUGCCUCACCACUGCCUGGGCUGCAUUUGGUCUCGAAGGGAUAAGAAGGAAAACAAACAUUUGGCUCCUACGAUCCGUGCUACCAUCUCUCAGUUUAAUACCCUCACCAAAUGUGUUGUCAGCACCAUCCUGGGGGGCAAAGAACUCAAAACUCAGCAGAGAGCCAGAAUCAUCGAGAAGUGGAUUGACAUUGCUCAUGAACUAAUAGGCACUCUGAGAACUGCUGAGCUUGGAUUCCUGUUCUCUGCCCUUGGCAGCUACUUGCCCGACAAAUCUGUGACUGGCUGCAAGUGGCAGUGGAACUCCUUUGGGCACCUGCCUCUGCAACUGAGGCCAGUGGCCUCAGAACAUCAAGAGCUGCCCUUAAUUGACAAGGAGGCAUUCAACACAGGAAGGACAGUGAGAUCGCAGGGUGCAUCUGCUUUUCCCUGGAGAGUGCCUGCUGAGCCAACAUCCUGAAGAAAGCCCACCUCCUGAAGAAAGCCCACCUCCAUCCAGACCUUCAUUCACAGCCCAAUGGAGGUGGCAGCAGUCCUGUCAGGAUUCCAGGUAGAGGCCAAGUGCCCUGUUUGUCUGGAUGACCUGAGAGACCCCAUCACCAGUGAAUAUGGGCACAACUUCAGUCUCUCCUGCAUCAGACAAUCCUGGGAGAAUCUACAGGACAGUUUCCCUUGCCCUGUCUGUCGUCACCAAUGCCAAGAGGGGGCCUUCAGGAGCAACACCCAGCUGGGAAGGAUGAUUGACAUUGCCAGGCUACUCCACAUCACCCGGAGCAAGAAGAAGAGGCAGAAAGAUUUGUCCUUGUGUGAGAAGCACAACCAGGUCCUGACCCUUUUCUGUGAUGAGGACCUAGAGGUGUUGUGUCCCCUGUGCACUCAGCCCCCUGACCACCAGGGCCACCACGUGAGACCCGUAGAGGAGGCCACCUCUCAUCACAGGAAAAGGCUCCGCAGCUCCAUCGAGCCCCUGAAGAAGCAAGUGGCGGACGUUCAGAAGCUACUGGCCGCCCAAGACAGAGAACUAUUAGAACUGAGAGAGAAGGUGGAAAACCAGGCACAGAAAGUGUCCUGUGAAUUUGAGCACCUGACUCAGUUUCUAGAACAUAAUCAACGGGCAGUUUUCUCAAGGUUAGCUGAGGAAGAGAAGGACAUUCAACAGAAACUCAGUGCAAACAGAACAGCAUUUUCAUACCACAUUGCCACUGUCAAAGGUCUGCUAACGGAGGUGGCCGAGAAGAGUGUGAUGUCGGAAGUGGAGCUGCUGAGGGACAUCAGGAGCAUCCUGGGCAGGUGUGAAGGCCUGAAACCUCCCGCGCUCUAUUCCUUCCAGUUAAAGAGAGAAGCGUGCUGUCUGCCUCCACAGAAUGUGGCUCUUCGAAAGAUUAUACAGAGGUUUAGAGAAGAGGUGACUCUAGAUCCCGAGACAGCACACCCUAAUCUGCUUGUCUCCGAGGAUAAGAAAUGUGUGACAUUCGUGAAGAAAAAGCAAAGAGUUCAUCGGAAUCCGAGGAGAUUUACAGUGUCUCCAGUCGUCCUGGGUUCUGAGGGAUUCGAUUCCGGCCGGCAUUACUGGGAGGUCCAAGUGGAUGACAAGCCUAAAUGGACCGUGGGGGUCUGUAAAGACUCCCUUUCCAGGAAGGGAAAGCAGUCCCCAUCGGGACAGAACAGACGCUGGACAGUUCAGCUGCGGAAUGGUGACUAUGUGGCUCAAGGUGCGGUUCCAGUCACUCUGCUGCUGAUGGAAAAGCCCAGAGGGAUUGGUGUUUAUCUGGACUAUGAGCUGGGCGAGAUUUCCUUCUACAAUUUGAAUGACAGGUCUCACAUCCAUCCUUUCACUGACACAUUUUCUGAAGUUCUGAAGCCUUAGUUCCGUGUGGGAUGUGAUUCAAAACCUCUUACCAUCUGUGCAGUAACAGGCUGUGAAGGAUGAACUGUGACAUUGCUUCGUUUUCUUCCUGUAAUUUAUGGACAGUAGGUAGAAUAUUAUACAACUAUCAGUCCAUUUAGCACAACAAAAAACUUUUAAAUCUACUUCUAUCGCUUGCCAGAUAGCUCUGUUGGUUAGAGUUUAGCUUUAUAACACCAGGGUCAAGGGUUUGGAUCUCCAUAUGGCCAGCUGUCAAAAAAAUAAAAAAUAAAAAUAAUUUUUAAAUAUACAUACUUCUAUAACUUAAACCAAUGAGGAAAUUUUACUCAUUUUUUUUUUCCAUUUUGUUUUAAAAACAGCAUAUGUGGAAACUAAAUACAGGGAUUAGCUGUAAAGUGUUUCUGGAGUUCUAAGUCGAGAGCAUAAAAUUGUACUUUCACAGCUCCAAUAAAUUUUGUGUUUAUUUA